Molecule: messenger RNA, 944 nt
Organism: Salvia miltiorrhiza (redroot sage)
Lineage: Eukaryota; Viridiplantae; Streptophyta; Magnoliopsida; Lamiales; Lamiaceae
Exons: 2
Coding region: 246-707 (153 amino acids)
Source: RefSeq, a predicted model, not a curated record
ACAAAUUCGAGGAAUUUCUUCAUCUACUCAUCAGAGCUUCUCAAUAUGGAUUGGAUGAUGUUUACCUUGCACCUUUAGGUGGCUCUCAAUUGGCAUUUAUUAAGAUUCUGGGUGCGCUCGAAUCUGGGCCAUUGUCUUGGGUGCGCUCGGACCUAGGAUUGCUCGAGUCUAGUUCCAAUGGAGUUGUUACUUUUGGCGAGUGCGUGCUUCCACUCCAUUACUACCGGUUCAAGGAGUUGUUACUUAUGGUGAGCGCGUGCUUCUACUCCACUCCUAGGCAUCAUAAAGCUCAAAGCUCGACGUAUACUUUGGAAGUAAGGCGAAACCCUCCAUAUCGACGUAUAUUUUGGAAGCAAGGGGAAGCACUCUGCAUCGACGCAUACUUUGGAAGCAAGGCGAAACCCUCCACAUCGGCGUAUAUUUUGGAAGCAAGGGGAAUCACUCCGCAUCGGCGCAUACUUUGGAAGCAAGGCGAAGCCCUCCAUAUCGAUGUAUACUUUGGAAGCAAGGCGAAACACUCCGCAUUGGCGCAUACUUUGGAAGCAAGGCAAAACACUCCGCAUCGGGGCAUACUUUGGAAGCAAGGCGAAGCACUCCGCAUCAGCGCAUACUUUGGAAGCAAGACGAAACACUCCGCAUCGGCGCAUACUUUGGAAGCAAGGCAAAGCAUUCCGCAUCAGCGCAUAAAGCUCGAAGUUCAAGUUUAAGAAGAUCGAAGACACAACCCUCAAAGACUGCUAAAAGACCAUCCAAGAAUCAACUUGAAGAUUGGAGAUAGCUCUUUCAAAAUGUGUUGAAGCUAGAUGUCGAGACGCGGAGUUUAAAUUUGAUCAAAAAAAGCUUUGGAGGUUUGGACCCAUUUUGUCACUUGCUUCGUCACUUGUAUUAUUUCAUAACUUUCAAGCAUCAUUCAUUGUUUCUUAUGAAUUAAUGUACCAUCAACC